Parathielavia appendiculata is the source of this 1680-nucleotide messenger RNA. Its product is annotated as RTA1-domain-containing protein. The record is from RefSeq and is a predicted model, not a curated record. The transcript is spliced from 3 exons. The coding region runs from base 467 to 1444 and encodes 325 amino acids. Gene Ontology annotation, cellular component: fungal-type vacuole; plasma membrane. Lineage: Eukaryota; Fungi; Ascomycota; Sordariomycetes; Sordariales; Chaetomiaceae.
AAUCAAACGGCUCACGCACGUCAGCUCUCAGGAAGGGGCCCUAACACCUCUUGGCCCAGCGCUGUUUCACUGCUCCCUCCAUGAAAAGAUGUCUCUCCCUUCUGCCCUGAAGUAUGUGACGCGUAAUUCUUUCUUGGCUAAUUGCCCUGGGGCAAACCUUCAGACUCUCCCUUCUUCCAUCUCUUAAGGGAUUGUGUGAUCUUUUUAAGCAUCGGUCCGCACCACUAAGCCAGCCCUGAGAAAUGGAAUCCCACGCCCAAUCCCAACACCAAACUCGGCAAAGUGUCAGGCUGCCAGCAGCCUCUUUCUGAGCUCCAUUGCAUCUUUUCUGUCUCCGGCUUUGCCGAACUCCCCUGUCAGCAGGACCUUCCAAGCAGCCUUAGGCCAUCCUCUUUUCCUGCAACGCAACGUCUCCAGUUAUCCCGGCGGGUCCAAGCCAGCUUCCAGUGUCCCCCCAGCAAGCAUCAUGUCCACCGUUCAGCUGCCGCCCGGCGCCAUCCGGCCACCGCCCUACGUGGUGGUCUUCGGCCCUGACGCCAACUGUACGCUCCAGAUCUGCCCGGUGGAGAUAUCCGUGUACGGCUACCGGCCCUCGCUUGCGGCCAACAUCUCCUUCAUUGCCUUGUAUGCAAUCGCUUCCGCGAUCCACAUCUACCUCGGAGUGCGGUGGAAGCAGUGGUGGUUCACAGGCUGCAUGAUUAUCGGCGCUGUCAACGCCAUCAUCGGAUACGUCGGCCGUGUCCUGCUGUACUACAACCCCUUCAGCUUUGCGGCUUUUGUGUUGCAGAUUAUCUGCAUCACGACAGGGCCGGUAUACUACUGUGCUGCCAUCUACAUCACGCUCGCUCUCGCCAUCAACUUCCUCUCGCCUGACCUGUCCCGGUUCAAGCCCAAGCUCUUCUACUACAUCUUCAUCCCCUGCGAUCUCUUCUCACUCGUCGUCCAGGCGGCCGGCGGCGGGCUCUCGACCUCGACGAAGGGCCAGAGCCAGACGGGCGUGAAUCUCGCCCUCGUCGGGCUGUCCUUCCAGGUCUUCACCAUCCUCCUCUUUUGCUUCUUCUUUGGCGACUAUCUUAUCCGCUACUGGCGCUCGGGGCGUUGGCAAGACGGCGUCGCUUCCCGGGGAGACUCGGCCACCCGCCUGAAGCUCUUCUUCGGCUUCAUGGUUGUGGCCGUCCUGUUCACCCUUAUUCGCUGCGCGUAUCGACUGGCGGAGCUCAACCAGGGCUACAGGGGUCACUUGAUUCGUGACGAGCCGCUCUUUAUAGCAUUUGAAGGAGUUAUGGUUCUCGGUGCGGUGUAUUGCCUCAUGGUCGGACAUCCAGGCCUGGUAUUCAGGCCGGACCAGAAGCUUCGACCACUGGCAGCGGGACAGGAUCGGACAUCGGGACACAGUGGGCAGGAAUUGACAGAGCAUCCUUCUCGCAAAACGACGAAUCAGUGAUUCCACAGGAGCGUUGUCCUGACAUAAUGGAACGACGGACAGGCCGACGGGAUGUUGGUUCAGGGCAUGUUGAAAAGAGAUACCAAGAUUAACGUAGUGAGAUAAUUAGUUAGCGACUUUUCCCAUCAGACAUCGGCUACUGUUUAGCGGCGUUAAAAGUGCCGUAGACCGGAAUGAGUUGCGCCGGCGAUGCCCGCGUGGUGGGCGUGUAAGAUGUCGAAGGAAAAAGCCAGGAG